GCUCCUUUUCACUGUCUGUAUUGGAGGGGGGGAUCAGGAGGGAGAAGCGGCUUUUAAAUAAAAAAAAAAAAUAUUUAAAAGCACCUGAACAGAGCUGCCAAUCAGUUGGAGAAAGAGGAUUUUUGCCUGGCUGCUUCCUUAUGAUAUUUCUUGCUGCAAGCCUGCUGAGCGAGCUGUAGCUGGAAGCUGAAUGAGUUUGCUUCAAUGGAAGAAAACUCAGCCCUUGGUGCUUGUGUAAACACAGUUUGAGAGACAACAGCCUUGACAAAGAAACUGAAAUGUGACUUGCGCGUCAGAAGUACAGUGAGGGAGACCUGUAUUUACACAAGAAAUACUGUGCACCACAGACGGAGGCAUCAAUCCCAGCUCACCCCUCUUUUUUCUUGACUGAAUUAGAAGCCCCAGGAAUGUGCUAAUUGGCGGCGGCCUCUUCAGAGAGGUAAAAGAGAAGUUGCGAGCCAUUUGUGCACGAGAUCCACUUGUCACCACAUUACACGUCUUGCCAGCAGCGUCCGACGAGUGACUGAAACCAGACAAGUAGUUUAGUCUUAAAUGCUGAACAGCGCAAAGGAACAUGGAUCGUGUUAUGUGAAGGCCCUGAGGACAUAGUCAUCUGCUCCUGAGAGGAAGAAGGCACUUGCGGAACUCAGAUUGAGGGAAUUUUAAUGGCUUUCAGGUAGAAGCCCAGUGGAGACAAUCAAAAUGAAUUCUAUGGACAGGCACAUACAGCAGACCAAUGACCGGCUGCAGUGCAUAAAACAGCACUUACAGAAUCCCGCAAACUUCCAUAAUGCAGCUACCGAGCUCCUGGACUGGUGUGGAGACCCGAGAGCUUUCCAGAGACCUUUUGAACAGAGUCUGAUGGGUUGUUUGACGGUUGUGAGUCGAGUGGCAGCACAGCAAGGAUUUGACUUGGAUCUUGGAUACAGGCUACUGGCCGUAUGUGCAGCCAACAGGGACAAGUUCACUCCAAAAUCAGCUGCGCUGCUUUCAUCGUGGUGUGAGGAGCUGGGACGGCUCUUGCUGCUUCGUCACCAGAAAAGCCGGCAGAACGAUCCUCCCGGGAAGCUACCCAUGCAACCCCCCAUGAACUCUAUGAGCUCCAUGAAACCCACGCUUUCUCACAGUGAUGGGUCUUUCCCCUAUGACUCUGUUCCUUGGCAGCAAAACACCAACCAACCACCGGGUUCUUUAUCAGUGGUCACUACAGUAUGGGGUGUGACUAACACCUCACAAAGCCAGGUGCUGGGAAACCCAAUGGCAAAUGCCAAUAAUCCUAUGAACCCAGCAGGAAACCCCAUGGCUUCUGGGAUGACUACCAGCAACCCUGGCAUUAAUUCCCCUCAGUUUGCUGGGCAGCAGCAGCAGUUUUCAGCCAAGGCCGGUUCCGCUCAACCUUACAUACAGCAGGGCAUGUAUGGACGACCCAACUAUCCUGGAAGUGGAGGCUUUGGUGGGAGCUACCCUGGUGGCCCAAAUGCUCCUGCAGGAAUGGGGAUCCCUCCACACACGAGGCCGCCUGCAGAUUUCACAGCAGUUGCAGCUGCUGCUGCCACGGCAACAGCUACGGCAACCGCCACUGUCGCAGCCCUUCAGGAAACCCAGAACAAGGACAUGAACCAGUAUGGACCGAUGGGUCCGACUCAAGCUUACAACAGCCAGUUCAUGAAUCAACCUGGCCCUCGCGGCCCCACGUCUAUAGGACCCCCUUCAGGCUGGGGCGGCCCGCCUAGGGGUAUGAGCCAGCCAAGGCCCCCUGGGAUAAGCCCCUUCAGCAGCCAUGGACAAAGGAUGCCACAGCAAGCUUACCCAGGCCCACGCCCCCAGUCUUUGCCUAUCCAGGGCAUUAAGAGACCGUACCCAGGAGAGCCAAAUUAUGGAAACCAGCAGUAUGGACCAAAUAGCCAGUUUCCUACACAGCCUGGUCAGUAUCCAACUCCCAACCCUCCAAGACCUCUUACGUCUCCCAAUUACCCUGGACAGAGGAUGCCUACCCAGCAAAAUACGGGGCAGUACCCUCCUCCGACCGUGAAUAUGGGACAGUAUUACAAGCCAUCAAGGCCUGUACCUGUGGCAAACUACCCUCAUUCGCCUGUUCCAGGAAACCCCACACCACCCAUGACUCCAGGGAGCAGUAUUCCACCAUACCUGUCACCUAACCAGGAUGUCAAACCACCAUUCCCACCAGACAUUAAGCCAAAUAUAAAUGCUUUACCGCCACCUCCAACCAACCACAACGAUGAGCUACGUCUGACAUUCCCUGUGAGAGAUGGGGUUGUAUUGGAGCCCUUUCGGCUGGAACACAACCUGGCGGUCAGUAACCAUGUCUUUCACCUACGGCCAACCGUCCAUCAAACGCUGAUGUGGAGGUCUGACUUGGAGCUACAGUUCAAGUGCUACCACCACGAAGACAGACAAAUGAACACAAAUUGGCCAGCAUCAGUUCAGGUCAGCGUUAAUGCAACUCCACUUACCAUUGAACGUGGCGACAACAAGACGUCUCAUAAACCUCUGCACCUGAAGCACGUCUGUCAGCCGGGAAGAAACACAAUUCAAAUUACAGUCACAGCAUGUUGUUGUUCACACUUGUUCGUGUUGCAGUUAGUGCACCGGCCAUCGGUUCGUUCUGUGCUUCAGGGCCUGCUGAAGAAACGUCUCCUCCCAGCGGAACAUUGUAUCACUAAGAUCAAGAGGAACUUCAGCAGCGUGGCAGCCUCCUCUGGCAAUGCAACACUAAAUGGCGAGGAUGGAGUGGAGCAGACAGCUAUUAAAGUGUCUCUGAAAUGUCCAAUCACAUUCCGGCGAAUCCAGCUCCCAGCGAGAGGCCAUGAUUGCAAGCAUGUGCAAUGCUUUGAUCUGGAAUCUUACUUGCAACUGAACUGUGAACGAGGAACCUGGAGGUGUCCUGUAUGCAAUAAAACUGCUCUACUGGAAGGUUUGGAGGUUGACCAGUAUAUGUGGGGUAUUCUGAAUGCUAUACAAAACUCUGAGUUUGAAGAAGUUACCAUCGACCCAACGUGCAGUUGGCGGCCAGUCCCUAUAAAGUCAGACAUUCACAUCAAAGAUGAUCCAGAUGGUAUUCCUUCCAAGAGGUUUAAAACCAUGAGCCCCAGCCAAAUGAUCAUGCCAAAUGUGAUGGAGAUGAUUGCAGCACUGGGUCCCGGCCCAUCACCUUACCCAUCCCUUCCACCUCCACCCGGGGGCAAUAACUCCACUGAGUAUGGUAACCAAGGCAACAGUUACCAAGGUCAUGGCAAUUUCGAUUUCCCUCACGGGAAUCCCGGUGGAACUUCAAUGAAUGACUUCAUGCACGGGCCUCAGCUGUCUCACCCUCCAGAUAUGCCCAGCAGCAUGGCAGCUCUUGACAAGCCCCUCAGUCACCCCAUGCAAGAAUCAAUCCCUCAUCCUGGCAGCACUGAUCAAUCCCAUAGUUCCAUGCAGCAAGGUUUGCACGUACCUCACCCCAGCAGCCAGUCAGGGCAGCCAUUACAUCACAGUGGUCCUCCUACCCAGCAGUCCCGGCCCCCGCCACAGGCCGCUUCUAGCAACCAUCCACACAGUGACCUGACCUUUAACCCCUCCUCCGCCUUAGAAGGUCAGGCUGGUGGCCAGGGAGCAUCUGACAUGCCGGAGCCCUCACUGGAUCUGCUUCCAGAACUCACAAAUCCAGAUGAGCUGCUUUCGUACCUGGAUCCUCCCGACUUGCCAAGCAAUAGCAAUGACGACCUUCUCUCUCUCUUUGAGAACAACUGAAACCCUAUGUAUUUUCCCCACCCCAUCACUUGUCCACACGUGGGUAGCUGCACAAAGAGGAAUCGUCACACUCCCUUUCCACAGAAAAACCAACAAACUCAUGACUCAGUCAAAUGGUGCACUCCCUACUUUCUUCAUCUUAGAACUGAUUUUGUCAGCUUCACUGACUGCGGAAGCAAUGGGAGAAAAAAAUCAGAAAGAAAGUGGUGCUCUCAGAGACUGCCGCUACCUGGCACACCCAAGCACAGACAAUAGUGCGGCUAAUGGAAACCCUGUUUGUUGUUAAUCCUAAAGAGAGAGAGUUCUGAGAUACACAUAGUGUGAAGUAUAUUGGCAAGAACCAAUCUUGGCAAGGAAACAAAAGGCAAGAGAAUGGAAUUGUCCUAAUUGACCAGUCUCAAAAUGUCCUUCCAGCGAGUGUUCUUCCAUUUUUUUUUAAAUCCUUCUCCCCCCUUUCCCUCCUUCCCCCCUCAACUGCAGAUUUGUGUUGGACAGACUGUAUUGGCCACACACAUGAAGGAAAGCAAACAUCUAAAUCACCAAAAAGCACAAAUAAUACAAUAAAAAUCAAAAAUCGGGAAGCGAUACAUCAAAGGAGACAUCUGUGUAGCUAAUGUUUUGUCUUCAGUAGAGGAACCCUGAGAAUCUCCAGGCUGCAGACAGUGUGUGUUUGUGUUUAUAGAGCGUAGGAAUCUGCAAUACUUGUUUGCAAGAUCUCCCUCUGCUUAAACACACAGACUUGGAAAAAACCCUUUAAAUUCGUUUUGGGUUGUUUUUGUGUUUUGUUUUUGUGUGUGUGUGUGGCUUUGGUUUCCAAUCACUACCAUUUGUGACUGUGUCGUUAUCCAAUUGUUGACAUGAUUAUUUUUAUCCAGGAUAUCCAUCCAAAAUGGAAAAGGAGUGGGGAGGGAGUGUAAAAAAGUUUUCUAUUAUCUAGAGCCUUCAGUGUGCUCAGUCUCCAUGUCACUAGACCCUCUGUACUGCACAAUACAUAGCAAGACAUGCUGGGUGAAGGCAGGGAAGAGCUCUUGGCAUUUUUUUUAAUUAUUUUUUAAAGAGCUUGAAAGGAGCAUUGAAAAUGGACAGAUAUGGUAGAGCUUCUCUUUUGUUUUGCUUUAUGUUUCACAUACAGGACUGUUACAUGUAAUGAAGCCGUUUUCCCGUCCUGUUUUUUUAACUCCUUUAGCUGCCCAGGAUGUUUUAUUUUUCAACAAGGAUGAGAAUGGGGAAAAUAAGUAAUUGUUGGUAGGUUACUACUGCCCUCAACAGACCCUGCUGCCAGGCACUGUCUUGCCCCUGUGAUCUGUGAUUCUCGUGUGGCUGCUUCUCCUGCAUGAGCUUCCUAUUGUGUCAGUGCCCAUUUUUCUGCACGCGCUCUCUCUCUUUCACACACACACACACACACACACACACACACACACACACACACACACAAAUUAUGUACAGUAGCUGUGUAAAAAGUGCAUGUGUGCCAACUUUGCCCUUGUGGUGCGACAUUUCAGCUUUUGCCCACUGUACGGUUAUUGCUUUCUUUGUUACUAAAGCACAUUUGACAGUCCUCCCUCCCUUAUUUGUUCUCAAAAAUAUGUUUUAAAAAACUUAAGUGCCAGAUGGAAUUUUGUUAGUUUUUUUUUGUCUGUUUGAAUAUGUAAUCCUCCCCUAUUCCCCCUCGCCUCCCCAUUUCCCUUUUAGUUUGCAAUGCUGUAAAUGGCAUGACACGUGCUUACAGUUCUGGAUUUGCUUUCCUCACCAAAGUCAAUAUUUGUAAAUGCUUUGCAUAUUUUUUGUUAACAUUUCCCAUUACUGCUGUACAUGCAUCGUGAUAUAUAUAUAUGCUAGUCCGCAGCACCUUGCUGUAGAUAUUAAAGGAAAUGGCGGUUUAGUUCUUUUAUUUUCCAAUAGGCGUAUUGAAUUUGUCAAGCGUUUUAUGUAGAGGUGUUCCCAUGCGUAUAUUUUUCCUGUUUUAAGUUUUUUUAAAGAUGCUGUUCAUUAUGCAAAAUCAAUUAUUUUAAGAAUUGCUAUUGUAAAUAUCUUUGUGAAUAAUUUAGCAUCGUCUUUGAUGAUAUUCAACAUUUUCAUCAUUGGGUUAUCCUUUUGCUGGCGUUUUAAAAUACCUUAUCUGGAAAAAAAAAUGGAUCCUUUUAAAAAAAAAAAAA
This is a messenger RNA of Pelodiscus sinensis (Chinese soft-shelled turtle), 5909 nucleotides long. The record is from RefSeq and is a predicted model, not a curated record. NCBI's taxonomy places the organism in Eukaryota, Metazoa, Chordata, Testudines, Trionychidae.